Molecule: messenger RNA, 2354 nt
Organism: Geodia barretti
Lineage: Eukaryota; Metazoa; Porifera; Demospongiae; Tetractinellida; Geodiidae
Source: the annotation of a GenBank genome assembly
GUGGAGUGGAAUCAGGACCAGCCGUGGGUCGGGGGAGUGGCAUCCUGCUGGUUAGACUCACCACUGAUUGAUUGGCGUGGGAAAAGAGCGAGAGAGACGCUGAGACUAGACUGUAGGUGGGCCGUCAGGCGCGCAUCGUCUUGUCCGCUUCCUUUGGCCCGUAUUCAUCCAUUCAAAUCUGGGUUUUGCUCGUCCAGACUUGUGUCUGGCAAAGUGGAGACUGCAAGGAACAGAGGGAGAGAUGUAUGCUCUGAAGGCGAGGGAUAAGUACUACAAGAGGGAGAAGGAGAGGGAGGAGGAGAAGAGGGAGGGGAGGAAGGCAAGGAGCGUGGAGCAACAUGCACACCAUCACAGCUCUGGGGCUAAUGGGGGAGGCGGAGAAAGAGGGAGAAGAAAGGAGCCGUCCACAUUCCAGAAAGAUGCCAAAGUAAAGUGGUUAUAGUGCAAUUGACACCACUACGAACAUCAAUGACUCAAUAGAUAACAUGACUCUAAACUGGGCAGAACAUAGAAUAAUAUGUUAGGUUCCGUCAAUAUUUUGAACACUCAAUCAGUUUAACUUGUGCGUGACCUCAGUGUUACAUGUGCGUGACCUCAGUGUAACAUGUGUGUAAUUGGUCACUGUUCCUGCACCUGAAGUAAAUUCAUGAGAACUACUGUUUAAGUGUCUUUACAACUAACGUAACUGUGUCAGCUACAUCACAUGUGGUGUGUUAGCCACUGCACCAUUUCCCCUGUUCCCAGUACAUGGGUACCUUCAGUCUCCAGAUGGGGUCCGGGUGGAAGAAAAACAUGACCAAACCGGUCAAACAACAGCUCUCCAGAAUCAACCCCAAGGACACGACUCAUGCAGUGGAUGUGACAGUGUCAGUGAAUAUGGAUGGAGUCAAAGUCAUCUCUACUGAUGGAAGACUGGUGAUGGCACAUGCUCUCCAUAGGAUUCUGCUGAGCUCAGCAGAAACUAGGAAGAGCCUGUUUGCGAUGGUGGCCAGAAAUCCUCAGACAGACCCAAAAGACGGAGUCUACUGCCACAUCUUUCUUCUCCGCACCAAAGAAGAGGCCAGUAUACAGUGGAAGCCUUACUGAAACAAGAACACCUCUACCUCUGUAGUAAUAUCUGAGAGUGUUCUUAGGUCUUCCAAACCAUUCUUUCUCAUGAGCUAACCCUUACUUAAUCUCUACUCAAUGGAGAUAUGGUGGCAAGCCUCUCUAGAUCUCUUUCUGCUCCACAAUUCUCUCACUGCCCCUGUCUUUCUGUUGCCACAGGCCAAUGAACUGAGUCAGUUGGUGGGUAAGGCCUUCAAGACUGCCUUUGCCUGCAAUUCCUUCAAGAGAGACAGCAAGAAACAGAGCUCCAUCCUCGAUUCCAUGCCACCUCAUCUUCCCAGCGCUGCUCCCAGACCCUGGACUGUGACAACGCCCCCUCAGUCUGGCCACUCCCCUCAGACCACACCUCCUGGCCACACCCAUCAGCUGGAGCCUAUUUCCCGGCCUCCUCCUGCAGUCAAUCCAGCAGCUGUCACUCCAGGAGUCUCCAGUGCCCAGGAAGAGAGUGUCCAGUUGGAGAUGGACCUGCUCUCCCUCCACUCACAGCUCUAUCAGCUGGAGACCAGGCAGUCACACCUCACCUCCUCCCCUGACAACACCGAUGAGGGGACUCUCCUGCAAUUAGUCAUGGAGAUUUCCUCACUUCAACAGCAGAUUGAGGAGAAAGGGAAGAGACUGCAUUCUCUGCAACAGCAGCCAUCUGGUUCCCAUAGUGAUACUGUUGCCGAGGCAACAGGUGGUGGUUACCAGGACGAUGCCAUGGCAAUGCUCCCUGAUUUUGAUAGUCUGUCACUGGAUGAUGCAGACUGGUUCCAAGCCGGUCUUCCUAGGGAGAUAGUGGUGGAACUGCUGAGUCAGCAGCCAGAGGGAGCGUUCUUUGUUCGAGAGAGUGCCAGCUCCCUGGGCAGCUAUGCUCUGUCGAUGGUGGCUCCAGACAGCGGAGUGAGACAUUUCCUUAUUGAGGAGAGAGACGGCCACUUCUCACUGUCCCUCACUGGCUCUCCGCAGCCGUCAUUCCCCUCCCUGCCAUCUCUCAUACUCCAUCACACUGUGGAGGCUGGCCCCCUCCCCUGUCCCCUCUCCCUAGCCACCACCAACCCUGUCUUCUCCGCUAACGAGGACCCCUCUGCUGGACUGGGUUCAGAGUUCACCGACCAUCACAACUAUCACUUACUGAACUGACACUCUCUACAAUCAUUAUAUCAUCGUGAUUAACAAUUACAUCAUCUCUAACCUAUUUAUAGAGUGCAAUGAGUGUCAUCAUCCCUAACCUUCUAUUUAUAGUGUGUGAUGAAACAUUAACAACU